AUGGUCCAAAAAUAAGGAGCAACUAUGUCCUUCUCUCAGUUCGGAUACCCCUACAGCACCACUUCACAGUUUUUCGUGCCCGCCAGCCCCAGCACGACCUGCUGCGAGGCCGCCCCUCGCUCCGGGCCGGAUGCCUCCUCGGCGCCGGCCGCCGCCUCCCUGUGCUGCGCCCCGUACGAGGGCCGGCUGCUGGCGCCCGGCCGCGCCGAGCUCAAUGCGGCGCUGGGCAUGUACGGAGCCCCGUACGCCGCCGGCCAGGGCUACGGCAACUACCUGCCCUACAGCACCGAGCCCGCCGCGCUCUACACCGCGCUGAACCCCCAGUAUGAAAUCAAGGACGGCGCCGGCACGUUGCACUCGGGAAUCGCACAGCCCGCUGCCUACUACUCCUACGAUCAUUCCUUGGGGCAGUACCAGUACGACAGGUACGGGACGGUGGAUUUCGGUGGUUCGGCCAGACGCAAGAAUGCAACGCGAGAGACGACAAGUACUCUCAAGACCUGGCUGUACGAGCACCGCAAAAACCCCUACCCCACCAAAGGAGAGAAGAUCAUGCUGGCCAUCAUCACCAAAAUGACCCUGACCCAAGUGUCCACUUGGUUUGCUAACGCCAGACGGAGGCUCAAGAAAGAAAACAAAAUGACCUGGUCUCCCAAGAACAAAGCGGGGGAAGAAAGAAAAGAAGAAACCCCGCGGGAAGAGGAUGAAUACAGUGUAGAGGACGAAGGCAGAGAGCAGAAGAGCUACAAGGAGGACAAGGAGCUGCGGUUCAGCGACCUGGAGGAGGAGGAAGAGGAGGAGGAGGAGGCGGGGAAGCCGGAGAAGGGCCGGGCCAGCUCCCUGCAGGAAGCCCCCAGCCUGGGCGCGGCGCUGCCCGAGGCUCCUCGAAGCGACUGCAGCCUGCCCGGCCCCUUCCACGCCUUUCCCUGCGCCAAGGCCCCCGCCGCGGACUUCGCCCCUGCCUCCCUGGCCGGCCCGCCGCCGCCCUACGCGCCCGCGGAAAAGCCGCGCAUCUGGUCGCUGGCGCGCACGGCCGGGGCCAGCGCGGCGCGCAGGGGCAGCCCCGAGGGCCGCGGCGCGGAGGGAGGCGGCGGCUCGGCGGCGGAGCAGCCCCUGCCCGCCAAGGCCUUCCGGAGCUCCGCGUUCAACCUGCAGCCGCUCCCGCGGAGCUGCGCGUCCCACCGCGGCCUGGGGGAGCCGUGCCAGUUCGCGGCGGCGGGCGAAGGUACCCGCGGCGGCGGGGCCGCGGAGACGGGCGGGACCGCGGGCCGGGCUGGGGCGCAGGGCACGGCGUGA
Corapipo altera (White-ruffed manakin) is the source of this 1296-nucleotide messenger RNA. RefSeq names its product iroquois homeobox 6 (gene IRX6). Gene Ontology annotation, molecular function: DNA-binding transcription factor activity, RNA polymerase II-specific; RNA polymerase II cis-regulatory region sequence-specific DNA binding. The transcript is spliced from 5 exons. Gene Ontology annotation, cellular component: nucleus. The record is from RefSeq and is a predicted model, not a curated record. NCBI's taxonomy places the organism in Eukaryota, Metazoa, Chordata, Aves, Passeriformes, Pipridae. Gene Ontology annotation, biological process: neuron differentiation; regulation of transcription by RNA polymerase II; cell development.